Candidozyma duobushaemuli is the source of this 789-nucleotide messenger RNA. RefSeq names its product mitochondrial 54S ribosomal protein mL46. The transcript has a single exon. Gene Ontology annotation, cellular component: mitochondrial large ribosomal subunit. The coding region runs from base 1 to 789 and encodes 262 amino acids. The record is from RefSeq and is a predicted model, not a curated record. Lineage: Eukaryota; Fungi; Ascomycota; Pichiomycetes; Serinales; Metschnikowiaceae. Gene Ontology annotation, molecular function: structural constituent of ribosome.
AUGCUAACUGCUCCAGCCAAAAGUGCUCUUCGGUGCUACUCCACCGACGCAGCUCCAGCCAUCAGGCUGACACUCCUUUUGCUGAGAAACCCCAUCAUCACGGCAGACCAGCCUGCUUUCCAGAAACAGUACUACCGUUACCUGAAGGAAUUGUGGAAGCGUUUGAUGUGGACUUUCCCCAAGUGGUUCUGGUUCCGUCCUGGUACUGUGGCCGAACUCAAGUUCCGUGAACUCAACAAAAGACCUUUUUACAACAACCCCAAGGUGGAAUUUGUCGGAGGUAGACCCGAUGUGAUGCAUAACAGAGACAGAAGAUUCAAGCAGGAGGUCAAGUUGCCCCAGACUUACGACGACAAGCUGAAGGAGGUGGAUCCUCUUUCCAGAAAGAUUAUUCCCAAUUCCAGAAUCACCCAGGCCGACAAGAACAACGACUUGGUUUCUUUGGAAAGAAAGCUCGCCAGAACGCUAUACCUCUUGGUGAGUGAGGACGGUAAGAAAUGGAACUUCCCCAAUUUCGCCGUCAGCGAGUCGCCUCUACAUAAAACGGCUGAGCAAGGCCUCUAUCUGAUUGCUGGAAAGCAGUUGAACUACUUCAAUGUUUCCAAGACGCCCUGCCAUGUGCAUAACUCCCCUGGAGAGAAGCUGUUUUUCAUCAAGCUGCACCUUCUUUCGGGAGCUUUUGAUGUGCAGAAGCCACUUCAGCAUUUGUGGUUGACGAAGGAGGAAGUUGGUCAGCACUUGGAGAAGGAGUACUACAGCGAGGUGGAGCACUUGUUGAGUGACAUAUAA